Messenger RNA from Saccostrea cuccullata (small rock oyster), 723 nucleotides. RefSeq names its product fibrinogen C domain-containing protein 1-B-like. The record is from RefSeq and is a predicted model, not a curated record. The transcript is spliced from 5 exons. NCBI's taxonomy places the organism in Eukaryota, Metazoa, Mollusca, Bivalvia, Ostreida, Ostreidae. Bases 1 to 723 code for a protein of 240 amino acids.
AUGGGCAAUUGCUUGAACUUCCUCUGUACUGAAGAUGAAAUCUGUAUUGCUGGAAAAUGUGUUCCUCUUUUAGAAGAAAAAAUAUAUAAAGACUGUUCCGACAUUAUGCAAAGAGAUCCAAGCAAGAAAGGACAAGAUGGAGUGUAUGUUAUUUAUGCUGACACUCGGAGAGAGGUCUACUGUGACAUGACGACAGAUGGAGGAGGGUGGACGGUGAUUCAGAAACGACACGAUGGUGACGUGGAUUUUUACAGGACAUGGAUAGAGUAUAGACAUGGAUUUGGGAAUGCCACUAACGAUUAUUGGAUAGGGAAUGAUGCAAUCCACAUCUUAACAAAGAAUAAAAACCAAGAACUCCGAGUUGAUCUCCAGAGUUAUAACGGAGAACAGGCCUACGCUGUGUAUACCACAUUUUACAUCGGAGAUGAAGACAGUAAAUAUACACUGACGGUGUCUGGAUACAGUGGAACAGCAGGUGACAGUUUGGCUUAUCACAAUGGUGCGAGAUUCAGUACUAAGGACCAAGACAAUGACAACAAGAGUAGUAAUAGCUGUGCUUUAAUGCGGCAUGGAGCCUGGUGGUACCGCAACUGUCUCAGGUCAAAUCUUAACGGAGAGUAUGCCCAGUCGGCAGUGUUCGGUUGGAAAUACCCGGUAUGGGAAUACUGGAAGUAUAAUGAAGCGUUGAAACAGACUGUGAUGAUGAUUAGACAAAAAAUCUAG